Aspergillus terreus NIH2624 is the source of this 1965-nucleotide messenger RNA. RefSeq names its product transcription factor IIF subunit TFG1. The record is from RefSeq and is a predicted model, not a curated record. The coding region runs from base 1 to 1965 and encodes 654 amino acids. Gene Ontology annotation, cellular component: nucleus; transcription factor TFIIF complex. Gene Ontology annotation, molecular function: TFIIF-class transcription factor complex binding; DNA binding; RNA polymerase II general transcription initiation factor activity. Gene Ontology annotation, biological process: transcription initiation at RNA polymerase II promoter; positive regulation of transcription elongation by RNA polymerase II. The transcript has 4 exons. NCBI's taxonomy places the organism in Eukaryota, Fungi, Ascomycota, Eurotiomycetes, Eurotiales, Aspergillaceae.
AUGACCACUCCUUCGAACGAUCCGGCCUCGCGCACCCCUACGGCUCCAAAUGGAGCUCCUCCCAUGAGAAUUCGCCGCCCUCGAGCAGCGGACCCCCUUGUCCGUCCGAAACGAAAGCCCGUCGCGAGACCGCCGGGUUCUACGGCGCCUGGAACCGCCUCGGUCGCCAAACCCGCCCCGUCGCGCCCGGUGGCGCCUCCAACAUCUCGACCCGAACGAGGUAUCUUGCCCCCAUCCGAGAACAAAUUUGGCGCGAACGGGUUCAGUGGUCCCUUGCUAUCGGAAACGUACGUGGACUAUCCGCUGGUGACUACGAAACGAGCUCUGCGCGAAGGCCUCAAACAUCACAUCGCACGAUUCGCGUCAAAGAAGAAUGUCGACCCUCGCGAUGAAUCCCAGUUUACUAGACCCGUCCGGCUACAACGUCGUGAUCCCCGCGCGCGACCCCACGAGAUGAAUGCCGAGAGGGGCCAGGGCAAAUCAUCCUUUGAAUCCAACCACCAGCUGGACGAAGCCGAGCGCGAGGAGUUGGAGGCAAGAAAGGCAGCGCGGGAGAAAGAGCGUGAAGAGAACCUAGCUCAAAUAGCUCCCGCCAUGGGACAGACUCAGAAACGAUCCAACGCGCCCAAACAGAAAACCCAGCAAGUCUCCAAGACCGAAAUGACGCCGGAAGAGAUCGCCAGGACCCGCAUCAAAUACGAAGAAGCCUUGCCAUGGCACUUGGAAGAUUUCGACAACAAGAAUAUCUGGGUUGGGAACUACGAAGCGGCUUUGUCAGAGACACACGCAGUCUUUGUCCUCGAGAACACAGGGAAGAUGAGGAUGAUUCCGGUCGAGAAGUGGUAUAGGUUCAACGCCAAGAACCAGUUCAAAGCGCUCACCAUCGAAGAGGCCGAGAAGUUCAUGGCGAAAAGAGUCAAGGAUCCUAGGUGGUUCAUGGAAAAGCAGCAAGAAAUGGCCCAGCGGAAAGAAUUGGAGCAGUUCGCCAAGCAGCGGAAGGUGUACGCUGGGAAGCAGGGCACCCCCGCGGCCGACGGGCUGGAAGCUGAUGAAAUGGACUUUGAGGAAGAUAGGUUUGCUGACGAUGAAGAACAUGACGAUCUGUUCAACGACGACGAAGAAACCAAGGCCGCCGAGAAGAGAAUCAAGCAAGACCAGCUGAAGGCCAAUGUCUUUGAUUUGAAAGACGAAAAGGAGUACGAGGAGGAAGAGUUAAGAGAGAAGAAGGAAAAGGAGGCCCGCCGAGUACUUGGAAAAAGUGUACGGAAAGCGCUGAAAAGGAGAGAGAAGAACUACGACUACAGUAGCGGCUCCGAUGCUAACCCUUACACGGACGAAGAGAGCACCGACGAGAGCGAAGCUGAGAGGCUUCGCGAGGAGGAAAGAAAGGCCGAAGAAGAGAAGAAACAAAAGGAGUCGGCAUCUUCUUCGAAGGGCAACAUCACGCCUUCCGGCCGGGCAAAGCAUACCGACGCUCUGAAGAAAGGCACUACCGCCGUAUCUCGGAAGCGAUUGGGCUCUCCGAAUGCUUCGGAUGCUAGUGGCACCGACACUUCGCGGAAACGCAAGAGUAAACAUAUUUCGUCCCAGCCGGCGACUCAGCCGAGCUCCCGUCCCAUGUCCCCUGCAGCAGGACCAUCCGCUCCCGCUGGCAAGAAACGUGUGCGCAACCUACCCGCUGGUGCCGGCUCUGAUGUGGACGGAGGCGCAGGGUCUGGCGCAGAGAUGAGCGAAAGUGGCAAGGCAAAGAAGCUGAAGCUGAACCCUCCAGGGGUCUCCCGUAGCGGAACGCCACAGGGCUCUAGGGCCGGCAGCCCAACCCCCUUGGCUAGCAGGAGUUUCUCGGGAAGCCGUGCCAGUAGCCCGGAGUCGAUGAGAGACUCGUGUCUCUACCCCGGGAGACGAAGACUUCCCUACCCCUGCCGAGAUUCAUGCUGCCAUUCCUCAAUCUGGAAUUGGAAGUAG